Molecule: messenger RNA, 840 nt
Organism: Populus euphratica (Euphrates poplar)
Lineage: Eukaryota; Viridiplantae; Streptophyta; Magnoliopsida; Malpighiales; Salicaceae
Product: zinc finger CCCH domain-containing protein 7-like
Exons: 1
Coding region: 28-453 (141 amino acids)
Cellular component (GO): nucleus
Molecular function (GO): metal ion binding
Source: RefSeq, a predicted model, not a curated record
CACACUUCACACAAGCUGUAAGUGUAAAUGCAAUAUAACUCUGCUAUACAGUGUCUGAAGAAGCACAGCUACGUCUGCCCCACCUAUGAAGCAACAGGAUCCUGUCCUCAAGGAUCCAAAUGCAACCGACACCAUCCUAAGAACCGAAGCAAGGAAAAGAAAAGCAAGCGAUCACGAGAUAACAAUGCUCAAGGGCGAUAUUUUGGUUUGAUGCACACCAGCACUACUGAGCUGAGAAAUCCAGUGCCUGUAAAACCCAAUGUGCUAGAUAAUGAUGCUAUUUCUUUCAAAGGAAGCAUUGCUGAUUAUAUCAGCCUUGAUGUUAUUGAUGAAGUGGUAGAAAAUACCAUUCCAGCAGAUGAGCACACAGCACUUGGUGAUAGUGAUCCUUUGGAAUUGCAGUUAGGUGAUCUUGAUGAGCUAAUUAAACCUGUCCGUAUAAUGAACAUCUGACGCUAAGAUCACUGGUAGGUCAAAUGUGAAGCACCGAGUUUGUGCCAUUUAUGAAGUCAAUUGUACGUAAGGUAGAUCAGGUUUUAGCAUAUUCUGAUUCCUUCAUUGAGCAAUAGAAUGGUCGAUGAAAGUAGGGAAAUGAUUUUGAUGAGGUUACACUGAUUUUGAUGAGCUUCUAACCUUCUGUGCCUGUGCAUGGGGUGUUUGUUAGUUUUCUAUUCGGAACAGGAAUAGCAAUGGCAAAUCCUUCUGUUUUCUCAUCUUUUUAAUUUCUUUUUUCGAUUUAUAGUUUAUUUAGUUAUAGGAAUGCAUUUUGUGGCUUCCGUUGUGCACAUAAUACAGUGUAAUGAUUCAUUAAUGAAAUGAUGCUGCCAAGCUUUUGAACUA